UUCACAGGUUUUGUAGUGCUUCCCCGAGCAUGAGUUCAGAAUGAAGCGGCGAUUGGAUGAGCAGGAGUCACCCGUGUAUGCGUCGCAGCAGAGACGUAUCACCAGCAGCACCGAAGCUUUCCAACACCAGCACCGCGUGCUUGCCCCGGCACCUCCGGUAUAUGAGGCGGUUUCGGAGACCAUGCAGUCUGCCACCGGCAUCCAGUACUCCGUAACUCCCAGCUACCAGGUGUCGGCCGUGCCGCAGAGCUCGGGCAGCCAUGGGCCGGCCAUCGCCGCCGUCCACAGCGGCCACCACCACACGGCGCCGGUGCAGCCCCACGGGAGCCAGGUGGUGCAGAGCCACGCUCACCCCACGCCACCAGCCGUCCCCGUGCAGGGCCAGCAGCAGUUCCAGAGGCUCAAGGUGGAGGACGCGUUGUCUUAUCUUGACCAGGUGAAGCUGCAGUUUGGUAGCCAGCCACAGGUCUACAAUGACUUCUUGGAUAUUAUGAAGGAAUUUAAAUCUCAAAG
Messenger RNA from Calidris pugnax (ruff), 513 nucleotides. Its product is annotated as paired amphipathic helix protein Sin3a-like. Gene Ontology annotation, molecular function: transcription corepressor activity. The transcript has 3 exons. Gene Ontology annotation, biological process: negative regulation of transcription by RNA polymerase II. The record is from RefSeq and is a predicted model, not a curated record. Gene Ontology annotation, cellular component: chromatin. The annotation marks the transcript as partial. Lineage: Eukaryota; Metazoa; Chordata; Aves; Charadriiformes; Scolopacidae.